UCUCUAAAGCCUGGCCGAUAGAGACAGAGAAAGAAAGGGGGGAGAAAACAGAAAUUAUUAUUCACAACCGUGUUGGAUUUUUAUGAACCACGGAGCCGACUCUCACCGGACUCACCGGCCCACGAAGCGCAGCCCGGUCCGGACCGCUGCUUUCGGAGCUACAACAGCGAGAGAAAAAAAGGCGUGUUUUCCUUUUUUAAAAUGACGGACUUUGCUUCGCUGUGUGUGUGUAGGUCAGCCUCAGAAAAGCAGCUUUGGUGAAACAGCCUUCAGCCUUCUCCACGGCGGAUUUCUCUCUUCUCUCUCUCUCGCUUUUUUUUUUUUUUUUUUUUUUAAUGAGGAUUUGCAAGAUGGCUGAUGACAGCUAACAAGGACAGAAACUCGACGUCCCCUUUAAGACCAGGAGGGUAUAUUUUUGUAUUAUUAUUUCUUUAAAUAAUAGGGGAAAAAAUCAGUUUAAAUAGGUAAAUAUGGCUGCUUUGAGACAGAAUGACCACGGCUCGUAUUAGCGCCGCUGUAGCUGUUUUAUCCGGUGGAAAAUGGUGAGGUGACGUCUGAGCUAAUUCAACGCGAUUUAACCGAGAUAAGGAAGUAGAUAAAUAUGUUGUUGGCUAAAGGCUGAGGCGACGACGAGGCGGAGACCGAAGCGAAACGAGAGCCGAGCAGCCCUGAUCUUUGUGCGGGCAGCUAUCUGAUAGAUGUGUCGGAGGGGGGACGAGGCUCCGCGGCAGCAGCAGCAGCAGCAGCAGCAGCUCAGCCAACAUUCCUGCGGAUCCUAAAAGCCUUUGUUUUGUGCGCAGGACUCGACUAUUAAAAACGACCAACUAUGCAGUAAACAGCCUCGGAAAUGACGGGCCCCGGUAUGAUUUGCCGUUUAAUGAGAUUAUAAGGCCUUUGUUGUCGAUGGAAAAGUGGUUGGGGAAAUAAAUAAUAAAAUAAAAAAAAUAGGAGAAGAAGAAGAAGCCGAGGCCUUGUGUACAGAUAUGCGAGCUGUGCCACAUAGCAGCCAGGCGUUAUUCAUCGGAUAGGGCUCCAGAGGUACCUGUGUCGUUCAUCUGACCUGUAAAACUGCAUUUCUACGUCUCCUGCCGGGUGUUCUGUGUGAUUAAAUGGCUGCUGGAGGCUCCUCGGAUACUUAUUUAUGAUUCAGCGGACAAAAGCGUUGCUGCGUUGUGAUUACUGAGGGGCGUCCUUGAGGUCCUGCUAAAACAGAUUCAGGUUUUUUUUUUUUUCUUUAAAAGAAGCUCUCUUGUGUGUGUGUGUGUGAAUAGUAAUCAGGGUGUGGACUCCAGCGGUCCUUUCUCAUGCUUUUCAUGCUUGGUUUGUUGGUCUGAAUUGGUCAAUCAUAAUUCAAGUGAAGGCAGCUCUUAAGGUAAAGGGCCUGAGCAGCAGCAGCAGCAGGAGGAUCAAGUGUCUGGUUUUUUCUUUUUUCUUCAUGUGCUAAACACAGAUAGAUUCCUGAUCCUUGUGUAGAUAUUUAAUUCUCCGUGCCUUGUUUGCUGGUUUACCUGUAGCGGACAGGCUUUUUGCUUCCUGCAGGCCUAUAAACACACACACUGCAGGCCGGCACAGUCUGUGAGAGUGAUUUAGGGGAAUAGGAAAGCACCGUUUACUGUAAUCUGCAUAACGUCAGCCUCUGUUGCAUGUGUUGAAAUCACCAAGGUGUUGUCAUCCUCGCCUGAAGCCUUCUUCUGGUCUUUUUUUUUUUUUUUUCUCCUGGAGUUUGCCUUCAUGCUGCAGUAAUAAGCAAUACUCGUCAUCUGUCAGGGAGACUCGUCUGGUCACAAGGGGUACGCCGGCUGAUCCGUCAGGACGGCACCGGUUCUGUUUUUAUCUCUUUCUCAAGACUCGUUUUGAUAGCGUCGGGUUUCCUGUGAGCGGCGCAGAGGCCUAGAGGUCUGGGAGAAAGCAGGGAAACAGUUAGUGUAUGCCUGCCUGCACCACCAUGAUGGCCUCUGACAUGGCUGAGACGUGGAGGAACUGUUUCGAGGAGGAGCUCAUCUGCCCCAUCUGCCUGCACGUGUUCUCAGAUCCCAUCCAGCUGCCCUGCAAGCACAACUUCUGCCGGGGCUGCAUCAGCGAGGCCUGGGCCAAAGACUCCUCGCUGGCCCGCUGCCCCGAGUGCAAUCAUGCUUACACGCAGAAGCCCAGCCUGGAGAAGAACCACAAACUGUCCAACAUAGUGGAGAAGUACAACGCCCUGAGCGUGGAGAAGGCCACCACGCCGGCGCUGCAGUGCAUCCUGUGUCGCCGAGGCCCGCCCCUCCCCGCCGUGAAGGUGUGCCUGCGCUGCAACGCCCCGUGCUGCCAGUCCCACGUCCAGACGCACCUGCAGCAGCCCUGCUCGGCCCUCGGGCACCUGUUGGUGGAGGCGGAGGCGGUGAAGGCCUGGACCUGCCCGCAGCACGACGAGUACAGGCUGUACCACUGCGAGGCCGAGCAGACGGCGGUGUGCCAGUACUGCUGCUUCGCCCGCUGCCACCCCAGCCACGGCCACGCGGUCACGGACGUGGAGCUGCGACGCAACGACAUCAGACAAAACCUGUUGAGGCAGCAGGAGCGCGUGGAGGAGCGGGUGCAGGAGAUCGAGGAGCAGCUCUGCAAACUGGACUCGGACAAGUGUGUGGUGGAGGACAGGGUGUGUGAGCUGAAGGAGGAGGUGCGCCUGCAGUACCAGCGGAUGCACCAGCUCCUGGAGGAGGAUCUCGGUCGGACACUGGAGGCUCUGGAUCGGGCUCAGGCUCGGUUCUGCCAGGAGAACGCGGCCCAGGUUUUGGCGCUGGGAGAGCAGCGCCACGAGGCCCAGAAGCUGCUGAGCUCCAUCCACACGGCCUUCAGUAAGGCGGAGGAGCUGAGCUUCAUGAAAAACACCAAGCCUGUGAAAAUCCUCACAGACAGGUCUCAGGCAUGUGUGGGCAGCAGUCUCCCUCCGUACAAAGUCGGUAAUCUAAACUCCAAGCUUUUCCUUUCUGAGAUCUCAAAAAGAGAGAAGAGCUUGAAAAGAACACUUGAAGCUCCCCUCACCCCUCCCUCGACCUUCCUGCAGUCUGUUCCUGCGUAUCCCAGCGGUCAGAGCUCCGCCUCUGGAGCAGAGAAACGGAAACAUUCCACUGCCUUCCCCGAGGGAAACGGGAGCGCUGGAAAAAACGCCGCUCCGGGUUUCAAAGACUCGUCCUCCUCUUCCUCGUCUUCUUCCUCGUCGUUAGCCAAGCAGCCCUACCUGGGCUCCGGCUCUGCCUCCGGAGAAGGCCAGUCCACCAAUCAGCAGCCUCUCGGCCCCUGCGGCCCGCCGCACAUCAGCGAGAGCGGCGGGACGGGAAGCGGCAGCGGCUCGUUGACCAACCACCACUCGGGCUCCGUGUUCAGCUCCUCACACUUUCCCCCCGGAGGCAGCAGCUCCUCGCACUCCUCCCAGCAGGCCGUGCUGCCUCAGUACGGCGGCCGCAAGAUCCUGGUGUGUACGAUGGAUAACUGCUACUGCUCCGGAGUGCCCUCUGUGUCGGGCCACCGCAGCCAUCCCCCGUACCCGCGCUCGGGCUCCUUCCCCUGGGUCAGCGCCCAGGACUACCCCCCUCCUCCCGGCCUGGCCUCUGGAGGUCCGUCCAUGCAGGGCCUGGCGGUGAGGGACUGGAUAGACGCCUCACAGACGCACAGACAUGCAGAUUUCUACGGGCUGUAUGGGCAGCCAUCGACAAAGCACUACGUCACCAGUUAACAGAGCAGACACACACACACACACACACACACACACACACACACACACACACACACACACUUGGAUAUAGAGACAGGCACCAAACUAGCACACCUUUACCGACUUAUUAACCGGAAAAUACGCAAUGCAGUUACGCUAUACACACGUUAAAAUAAAUGUUUAUAUCACACACACACAGAUCUAGAACAUGUACACACAUUCGGGGGCAGGGUUGAUCUCUUUGUGUUUUUAAUUUUUUUCUUCCUUUCGUUUAUUUUCGGUCAGUGUUUCAUGUAGUGUAUUAUACGUAAAAUGCAUAAAACAGCCAACCGCUCACUCUGGCACAACUCAGCUCAGCAUUUUACACACCGACGGGAGAUGAGAAGGAGAGGCCUGAAGAGGAGAGAGGGUGAGAUGCAUCUUUUUUUAUAUAACAUAGAGUAGGAGACGGAUUGAUAGGAAAUGAACUUUUAUUAGGAAAUCUUCUCCUGCUUCUUGGAGGCUUCUCACCGAGGCUAAAGGGAAAUACCUUGCAGUGUUGAGCUUUCCAGCUUCAGCUCAUGUUUCUCUGAUAUAAUCACCUCUCCAGUUGUACUGAGGUCAAAUGCCUUAUGUUAUUAGCAUCACGUUUUUCUCCGCAUAGCUGACUUUGUUUGAUAGAUCCUUUGGAGCGGGACCCCGGUCCCCUCGUGUCUCUUCGGUUGUUUAUCAUCAUAGCACUUCUUCCUUUCUUUGCUGAGUUCAGGGAUGGAUCGUACAGCUUGAACACAAAAAAAACGCUCUUCCAUGGAACACCCACAAUGCACUUGUGGACGCCUUGCUAUGCCUGGACUACAGAUGCUGACCCGCAGAGGGGGACGAUAGAGCCGCGUCUCAAGGCCCGGCUGACGACCCCCCAACCCGGUCCUCUGUGUUUUUGAGAACUGGGCCUGUAUUCCUAGCACUCGUUCCUGCUGCCACAGAAGGACAGAAAAAAAUCUUACAAAAGACUGUUUCCGUUUAGUGAUUACUGACAUUGUGUUGUUUGGUACGCCUGUAGGCUUCACGCUUGUCUAGAAAAGACUCUCGGGUUGUAGAGAGAGAGAGAGACAAGACUGGACAGACCAAACCGACGGAGCAUCUGGAUGAUCUGAUGAUACUGUUAUUGUACUUCCUGCAGGGCAAAGAUGUCACUUCUCUCAAUAAGCACACAAGCUCUUGGCUUCCUGUUUGCAGCUGAAAGCAUGCAAGGAAGAGUUUUUUUUUUUUUUUUAAAGCACUCAAAAGAAGAACAAUGGGGGAAAAGAAACUACGCCGUUUUAAAAUGAGUGUGUGACAGAAGCGAAGGGUAGGAGGAACUUUUUUCAUGAACUUUUUCUAAAAAAGAACAAGACUGGACUGCGAGAUGUAAGCGACGGUUCAUCAUCCUAAAAAGGAGCUGUUACAACAGCCAACGUAAAGAGAAAACAAACAAAAACAAAACAUAAAAGUAUCUUUUUUGUAAAUAUUUUGUGAAAUGGAAAAAUUACAGACGUGAUUUGGAGGAGGGUUCCAAAUAAACGAACAAAUUUAAACCGGU
Molecule: messenger RNA, 5252 nt
Organism: Stegastes partitus (bicolor damselfish)
Lineage: Eukaryota; Metazoa; Chordata; Actinopteri; Pomacentridae
Gene: trim8b
Product: tripartite motif containing 8b
Exons: 5
Coding region: 1928-3715 (595 amino acids)
Source: RefSeq, a predicted model, not a curated record